Messenger RNA from Arvicola amphibius (Eurasian water vole), 1319 nucleotides. RefSeq names its product BAG cochaperone 1 (gene Bag1). The record is from RefSeq and is a predicted model, not a curated record. Gene Ontology annotation, biological process: protein stabilization. The transcript has 7 exons. The coding region runs from base 276 to 1151 and encodes 291 amino acids. Gene Ontology annotation, cellular component: cytoplasm; nucleus; cytosol. NCBI's taxonomy places the organism in Eukaryota, Metazoa, Chordata, Mammalia, Rodentia, Cricetidae. Gene Ontology annotation, molecular function: protein-folding chaperone binding; adenyl-nucleotide exchange factor activity.
GAGUCGUAGGGCGGGGUUGCAAGACUGCGUCGUCUACGGCCACCGCUGGGCGGUGAACAAACGCGGGCCUGGCGGAUCGCAGCAGCCCUCGGAGAACGCGAGGGGAUCGGGAGCCGCUGGGACCCCGGCUGCGCGCCCCUCGGCCCGGCCGGGAGCCGCGCCAGUCGGAGCCCCUGGCCGAGCGCGGCUCGCCUCCCUCUCAGCGUUCAUCUGUCCACAGUACAGCCAGCGGGUAUGACCGAUCCACCAGGGGCGCCGCCGCCGCCGGCGCUUACAUGCCGCGGAUGAAGAAGAAAGUCCGUCCCCGAUCUGCUCAAAGCGAGAAGGUGGCUCAUUGCAGGGAGUUGAUAAGGGGUAAGAAAGCGACCCGCAGCAGGAAAGGGACCGGGAUCAAGGAGGUGACCCAGUUAGAGGAGGUGAUCACGAUCGACGAGGCGACCCAGACCGAAGAGGUGGCCGUGGCCGAAGAGGUGACCCAGACCGAGGGCAUGGCCCAGAUUGAGGAGAUGGUCCAGACCGAGGAAAUGGAAGAAACAACUGGGGUUAGCGUGACCGUCACCCACAGCAAUGAGAGGUAUGACCUUCUUGUUACCCCACAGCAGGGUAAUAGUGAACCAUGUGUACAAGACCUAGCUCAGUUUGUGGAAGAGGCCACAGGGGUUCCACUGCCUUUUCAGAAGCUCAUAUUUAAGGGAAAAUCUUUGAAAGAAAUGGAGACACCUUUGUCAGCACUUGGAAUACAAAAUGGUUGCCGAGUCAUGCUAAUUGGGGAAAAGAGCAAUCCAGAGGAAGAAGUUGAGUUAAAGAAGCUGAAAGAUUUGGAGGUAUCUGUAGAGAAGACAGCUUACCACCUAGAAGACUUGAACAAAGAACUUUUUGGCAUCCAACAGGGUUUUCUGGCUAAGGAAUUGCAAGCGGAGGCUCUCUGCAAACUUGAUAGGAAAGUAAAGGCCACAAUUGAGCAGUUCAUGAAGAUCUUGGAAGAGAUUGACACAAUGGUCCUACCAGAAAAUUUUAAAGACAGCAGGCUAAAAAGGAAGAAUUUGGUAAAAAAGGUUCAGGUGUUCCUAGCUGAGUGUGACACGGUGGAGCAGUACAUCUGCCAAGAGACGGAGCGGCUGCAGUCUACAAACUUGGCCCUCGCUGAAUGAAGUGUGGGAGAGAGUGACUGUACUGGACUGAAGAGCGGCUUCACGGCUCUGCCCUCUGUGGAACAGAAGCUUGUUUCUCCAGCACUGCCAGAGGCAACUGGCUAGAUGUCAAUUUCCCUACUCCUCCAUCAGUUCUCAAUGAAGAAGUACUAUCUCAGCAACUCUGAA